Microthlaspi erraticum is the source of this 1515-nucleotide messenger RNA. The record is from the annotation of a GenBank genome assembly. Lineage: Eukaryota; Viridiplantae; Streptophyta; Magnoliopsida; Brassicales; Brassicaceae.
AUGAAGUCACUGCUUGGUCCCAAGAACAAGAAACGUAUGGCGCCUAUGGCCCCUGGAGCAUGGCCAUUGAUAGGCCAUUUAAGGGCCUUUGACAACGGAGAGCCGAGCCACGUUACGUUCGGGGCCAUGGCGGACGUACUCGGACCGGUGUUCAUGACCAAGCUUGGCUCUAUUAACCUCAUGAUGAUAAGCAGCCAAGAGGUUGCCAAAGAAAUCUACACUGUCCAUGACAAGGUCUUAAACCGACCAACCGUCACUGCGUCUAAGGUUCUGGGCUACAACGACUCGUUCUUGUCGUUCAGCCCUGAACGUUCUUACUGGAGAGAAAUGCGCAAGAUAUCAGUAUCGGAGAUUCUAUCCACCGCGGUCGUUGAUAUGCAGUGUAGUAGAGCCGGGGAGGUUGAAGUGACGUUGAGAGAUUUAUACCGGAAAUGGGAGCAAAAGGGUGGGCCAAAAAAUGGAGUCUUGGUGGAUAUGAGGCAAGAGUUUCAUGAUCUAAUCCAGAACAUCUCGCUGAUGAUGGUCGCGGGGAAGCGAUACUUCGGAGGAAGCCCUAACUGCGACACCGGAGAGGCGAGGAGAUGUAGGAAGCUGAUACGAGAAUUUCUUGAUUCCUUCGGGGUCUUCUUGUUUACGGAUCAUGUACCGUGCCUUGGUUGGUUGGACUGGAGGACUAAGAAGGGCAUGAAGAGAACGGCUAGUGAGUUAGAUAAAAUUGUUGAAGCUUGGGUUGAAGAACACAAGAAAAGGACGAAUUCUGGUGGUGACAUUAACAAGACUUUCUUGGGUCGACUCAUCGAGAUCUUUGAACAACACAAGAAUCAGGGUCUUGGCGAUGCUCAUACAACAACCAAGGCCCUAUGCCUCAACUUGGUAUUAUCAGGGCCAGAAGCAGCCACUGUGGUUCUAAUUUGGGCUGUUUCGCUACUCGUGAACGACCCACACGUGCUAAGCAAAGCUCAAGAAGAGCUCAACCGUAAAAUUGGCAAAGACAGAGUUGUGGAAGAAUCAGACCUUAAAGAUUUGGUGUACAUACAAGCAAUUUUGAAGGAGACAUUCCGUUUGUAUCCACCACUAACUCUCACCGGUUAUAGGGACGUGAUGGAAGAUUUCAACAUUUCCAAUGGGAACUUUCAUGUUCCUGCAGGAACACAGUUGCUCGUAAAUGCCUGGAAGAUGCAUAGGGAUCCGAAACUUUGGUCUAACCCGGAAGAGUUUGAGCCAGAGAGAUUCUUGACAUUAAACAGAGAAGUGGAUGUUAGUGGGCAGAGUUACAAGUUUUUCCCGUUUGGGUUGGGACGAAAGGCGUGCCCCGCGAUCCCCCUUGGUAUGAGGAUGGUGCAUUAUGUUCUAGCAAGGUUCUUGCACAGCUUCGAUGUGGCAAGACCAUCGAGCCAAGAGGUGGACAUGACCGGAAACAAUGGGUUGGUCAAUCUUAAAGCCACUCCUCUUGAAGUCUUCAUCACUCCUAGGCUUAAUAGAUCUCUUUACCACAUGGAAUCCGAUCAGGCUUGA